Molecule: messenger RNA, 8187 nt
Organism: Volvox carteri f. nagariensis
Lineage: Eukaryota; Viridiplantae; Chlorophyta; Chlorophyceae; Chlamydomonadales; Volvocaceae
Exons: 10
Coding region: 1-8187 (2728 amino acids)
Molecular function (GO): acyltransferase activity, transferring groups other than amino-acyl groups
Source: RefSeq, a predicted model, not a curated record
AUGGGUCCCGCGUGCGAAACGCCCUGGUGGAGCAUGCCCGAGAUUUGCACACACUGCGGCGGAGGCGAUGUGGAGCCCGAGGGUCGAAGGGUACUGGUGCUCUGCUCAGCCUGCUUCGCUGCUGGGACGCAUACGGGCUGCCACGAGGACGUGACUGGCGAGCCGCUGUCGUCAGAAAUUACGCAUGGGGAUGGGUUAUACUUUUGCGGCAAGGAGUGCCAGCGGAGCUACGAGGCGCUCGAGGCCGCGACUGGGCGUCGAUCUCGCAUCCGAGAUGAGCCCGAGCAGUACACGUUUGAGCUGGUGCAUUAUAAGCAGGACGACAGAACUGUGAGGUCAGCGGUGGAAACGGCCAUGCGCAUGUUCCGGACCAGCUUCGCUCCGCUCAUCAUGGAGAACGGACGGGACCUGCUCGAGAUGGUUUGUACGGCGUACGAGACACCUGACGAGGAGGUGGAAGAGGAAGGUGGCGGCCACAACUUCAGUGCUUUUCGUCUGGCAAUCUUGCGAAUGGGCGGCACCAUCAUCACGGCAGCAACGUUAAGAGUGUUCGGGAACAAGUUCGCCGAGAUGCCCUUCGUCUCAACCAGGGAGGGGCACCGACGGUCCGGACAUUGCAAGCGGCUGAUGAAGGCGGUUGAGGAUCUUCUGUUGGCCGGCGGAGUUCACUGUUUGGUCAUUCCCUCCAUCAACGAGCUGCUACCCAUGUGGACAAACAAAUUCGGAUUUGCGAAAAUUGCCACCGAUGAGGUCGAGGGGAUUGAGGACUGGAUCGUCGACACGGACCGGGACACGUGCACGCUCGUAAAAAAACACAUCCUGCCGCCAGGUCAGCCGCAGCCGCAGCCGCAGCCGCAGCGGAAGCUGCCGCCCGUCACGACUGCGUCUCAGCCGCAGCAGACGUUACCGGCUCCACCUACCGGUGCUGCCGGUGCUUUGUCCAUCAGGCCCGGUCCCGCGGCCCGGGGAGGCGCUCGCGCGUCCGUGAAAAACUCACGGAAGCGAGGUCGGGCGCCAAAAAUCGUGCUGUCCAAGUCCCUAAGACGGAGCUACAGCGACUACAGCGACGAGGAUGAGUCUGAGGAGGAGAGCUUAAGUGGUAGUGAUGGCGACGGGGACGGCGGUGGUAAUGGAAAGAGGCGAGGUGGCGGGCACCACCGACCCGGGGGUCGCAGAAGCAGCGGCGGCGGCAGCGGCAGGCAUCCCUCGCGUCGCAGUCGCCGCGACUCCGGCAGCGAAUCGGAUUUUGUACCAGACAAGGAAGAGGAGGAGGAGGAGGAAAAGGAGGGCGGUUCCGGAGCGGACGAGGAUUUGGUCCCCGAGGAGUCUCUGGCGGGAGGCUCCGCUGGCGGCAAGUGCGCGCGGGGCGGCAAGCGUGCAGGCGGUGGCGGCGGCCGCAGAUCCAAAGGAAAGCCGGCUCCCGAUUCCGACGCCGCCGGGGCCUCCACAGCGGCAGCGGACCCUAAGCCCAAACGCACGCGCCGCUCCGGACCCCGGGCGCCCCGGCCCGCAGGCCCGCGGCUGUGGCCGCCCUCAGAGUCCUUGCCGCUGCACCCUGUGUACGGCACGGAGGUGUCAGUGAUCCGGAUUCCGGAGAAUCUGCGGCCUGCGCCGCCGCCGAUGCCGCUGGAGGUGGACAUGGCUCGUCCAGGCCUUCCGAACGAGCCCUUCGAGCUGUCCAUCCACUUGCAGGCCUUCAUCGCGAAGAAGGCAGCAAGGGAGGCCGCCAGGGCGGCGGCGCUGGCGGCGGCGGCUGCUGGCGGCAGCGGUGAUGCGGCGGCGGCGGCGGCGACAGCGGCUCAGUCUGGCGGCGGCGCUAUCGCCGCUGGAGUGUCGGCCACGGGCACGGCCGCAGCGGCAGCGCCGCCCAGCACCGCUGCCAUUGCCGGCGCUGCCGCCGCGGCUGCGCCGCCAAUUAACCUGACCGCCGUCACGCAACCCACGCCAUCGCCGCCGUUGCAGCAGCAGCAGCAGCAAGCGCUGCCGCAGCAACCACCACCACCCGUGCAACAGCAGCUACAGACGGAUAAACAAGGUGCGGACAAGAAGCGGCGCAGGAAGCGGGCGCGGCGGAACGAACAAGAUGGACAGCAGCCGCCGCGAAGGCACCGGGGACGGCGCCCCGCGAACAGCCCAGCUCAGGAGGCGGCGAGGCAGCGGCGGCUGAAGAUCCGGCUGGCGGCGAGGCAGCGGCGGCGGGCGCACCGCGAGCUGAUGAUGGGCAUGAUAGUCGCCGAUAUGGUCCGAAUGGAGUUGUGUCCCUUGGAGCCGCGGAAGCUGUCUGACCCUCUGUCCAUUCUGAGGGCGCCCCGCCAGGAGCAGCAGCAAAACGACCCACGGGACAUUGAACUGACCAGGCUUCGUGAGGAGCACGCGGCGCUUCAGCGCAGUCACCAAGCGCUCGAGCUCCGACUGGCCGCGGCGGAGAGCGCAUUGCAGCAGCAGCAGCAGCAGCGGCAGCAGCAGCAGCAGACACUCUUGCUGCCGCCGCCGCCACCGCCGUGGCCUCGGCUUUCGCCCCUGUCGCUGCCUCCUGGACAGCACCCGCCUGCGGAGGUAUCGCCGCCGCCGCCCGCCGCAGCAACCACGGCCGCCAGAGACUCGCCGCCGUCGCCAUGCUCGCCGCUGGCGGCGGCGCCUGACAACCUCAAGCUCGACAAGGGCAGCGAAGCCUCCGCGAUGGCGACGGCGGCGGCGGGGGCGGCAGCGGACAUUGCGGGGGGCACGGCCGCCACCCCUCUUGGCCACCCGCUCUUUUCCGGGUUCUGGUCCACGCCAGCCGCCCUGGAGCACCGCCGCCCGCAGGUCCUUUCCCCUUUGCCGCUGUCCCCCGCCUCCCUCCACCCCUAUGCGGCCGCUGCCUCAACCCCCUCCCUGGAGCGACCAGAUAUCACGGGAGGCCGCCGCAGUGGCGGAGCCGCAGGGGCCCUGGAGGCGGCGGCGGCGGCGGCGGGUGCGGCAAAAGCUGCGCAUAACGGUUGUGCGAUGAAUCCGGGAGCGAUGAUGAUGCGGACGCCGUUGAUUGUACGAAUUGCACGGAGCGGCGACGGCUCCGCCGGCUGCGGCGAUGGCAGCGGCGAUGGCAGCGGCGACGGUGCCGUUGCCGUUGAUGUGGAUGAUGUCACGAGCAGCAGUGCGAAUGGCAACGCGAUGAACAAGGGAGGCGGCCAUGGCCCCGGCAGGCCGCUUGAAUGCGAGGAUGGCGGUGGCGGAAAUGAAGCGCAGGAAGCGGAGGAUGGAGGCGGCGGGCGCAGCGUGGGUGGCACCGCUGAGAAGCGGCGACCGGCAGUUGAGUGUACGGAAAGUCUUGUGACAAUGCAAGUUGAGGGCUUCAGGACGUUCGAAGCCCCGGCGGAUGGGCCUUCAAGCGUCGUGCCGCUGGACGCGGCGGUUGGCACUUCCGCUGCGGCGGCAAUGGCGGCAGCGCCCUUAGCGGCGCCGGCGAUGGCGGUGACGGGGAUUGUGCGCAGCGGAAUUUCGCCGCCAUCGGAAGCGCCAGGCUGCAAAUCGGCCGCUGCUGCUGCAGACGGUGCCGGCGGCGCCGACCCAGCGCAUGCCGCGCGUCUGGUGGAUGAGGCACCAACGGCAGGCUUGGAUCCAGGCGCCGCCGCUGCGUCAUCAGUACGACAGACCUCGUCCGUCACCCUUAACAAGGCUUUCCGUACUCAGCUUGACCUCGUCAUCCUGGCGGCGAUUGGGGCGGACGACACUCCACCGGAUGGGGAGUACGCGCAGCGCCCACCGCGGCCGUUGCCGUCGCCGCCGCCACCGCCGCCGCCGCCGGCAGGCGAAACUGUCGUCCAAUCCUCAGUUGAGUUUCGUCCAGCUGAGGUCGCGCCAGGUGGCCUCCAGGAGGACCGUUUUGGAAUGAAGACCGGUACGAACGCAGCGGAGGCGGAUGACAAUGUCUUGGCAGCGGCGGCGAAAUGCAACACGGAUGAUACUGUUGCUGCUGCUACUGCCGCCGUACCGACUGGCUCCGUCCGUAUCCACACCUUUUCAAUCGCCGCCAAUGCCGCCGGUGGCGGAGGCACGGCCGCUGCCUGCGCACCUGGGCCAGGUGACCCCUGCGCCAGAAGCCCCGUCAGCGGCGGCGGCUGCAGACACGGCGACAAGAGUCCGCCGACGACGCCACCGUUUUCCUUGGCGGACCUUUCUCAGCACGUACGUCAGUCUGUUCUGGCGUCAGGCAGACAGCUGUACGGCUCCCCGCCAUCCCCCACUCCCGACACUGCCGCCAUCGCCAUUCCAAACCGUGGGGAGGUCGAGGGCUGUGGCGGUCUUGCUGAUAGUGCUGCCGAUGGCUGCGUCAACGGUGGAGUCGUACAUGGUGGUUGCGGCGGCGGCGGUGGCAGUAGCGCUGGUGGCGGCUGUAUUGGUAACAUGCAAACGCAAGUCUUGCCUAUUACGACGCUAUCUCAAACUGCAUUGCGCCUGACGACCGACACGCCACACCCGUGGGGGGUCCGGCGACAGCUGGUAGGUCUUAUGACUGAUCGCACCGCCGCCGCCGCCGUCGCCACGUCGCCGCCACGGCGACACGGCGGCGCCAGCGCGAUUGACGACCAAAUGGAGCCGCCGCCUCCUUUUGACGGUCCGCCCGUCUCAGCCCCACUCAGCCACAACAGCCUCGCUUCCAGCAGCUGCGGCAGCAGCAGCAGCGGGGCAGAUGACGGCAGUAGCAUUGUCAGUCGGAGCCGCCCACGGAAGCGACGACUCGUCGUGACGGCGUCAAACGCGGCUGCCGGUGCUGCCCCGGUCUCGAAAAAACGGAUCGGAAGCAGCAGCAGCAGCAGCAGCCUCAGCAGUGGCGCCGGCGGCGGCGGUGAAAGACCCUCCAGCUGCUAUCCCCCGGGGGCUGCAGCGCAAAGGGAGACGUCCGCAACAACUCCAAAUGUCAGAAGCGCAUGCGAGGCGGAGGGAACGUAUGGCACAGCGGCGGCAAGUCGAGGCUGCGGCCUGAGCUGCCAGAAUGGCUCUGUCUUCGUUGGCUCUACAGCAGAUUGCGCGCUGGAUGCCGUCGAGGCGGCGGGUGUGGGGCAACUGACGGCCAUGGCGGCGGCAGGGACGACCGGCUGCUUCCCCACCGCUGCCGUAUCUUCUCCCAAUGCCGACGGAUCCCGACCGCCGCGGCCACCUGCCCAGCAGCAGCCACAGAGCCAACACCAACAGCAGCAAGGGCCGACGGAGGGAGAGCUGUCCACGUCGUCGUCAGUCGUAGCGCCCCUCGCGGGCGCAACGGAUCUGGAACACGGACGGGCGCCGGCGGCGGCGGCGGCGGCGGCGGCGGCAGUGGGGCCAGCGGAUGCAAUGACGGCGGCAGCGGACCAUAACGCCACAGAUUGCAUUGCGUCGCCGGCAUCCCUUCGUCGCUUCGAGUUGUCAUGUCUGUACCCGCUACUACACCACGUCGUUGCCGUACUUCUGGCGGACACGCCAUCGCCGUCGCAACGGCGGAAGAGUCCCCACUUUCAGGAUGGCCUCUCGACUGCACGGCGGAGGCGGCGGCAGGGCGCCGCCGGCAGCCCCUUGGGAGAGGGCGGCGACCUAGGCCCGGAAGCUUUGAUGGUUGCGGCCGUAGCGGCGGGUAGCACUGCCGAUGCGGAAGCGGACGGGCUCGGUGGCUGCGGCGGCGGCGGCGGUGGCGAUGGAUUAGCGACAACGCGGCCGGCAUUAAUGGCGGCGUUUGAGGCCUGCGCCACGGCAGCGGAAGUAGUCUGCGGCGCGGCGGAGGAAGCGGAGGCGAUGGCGGCGGGAGCGUCGACAGGUACCUCUGCAGCUGCAGCUGCUCAGGCGUUUACUCCGGGGAUGGCGGACGGGUCCCUGAAUGCUGUCCCAUUAGGGUCGGCAGCAGCGGCCGCGACCUUGCUAGCGCCUGUAAACGCGCAUACGCCACUCCUACUUCAACUGGAACUGGCGGGCACCGCUGCGGCUGCUGCUGCCGGUGCUGUUGCGGAGGACGUUGACUGCUUUCCGGUUCCAGAGCCCGUCAUUGGGACGCCAGACGCGGGCGGUUUUGAGGGCAGCACCGUCGCCGCCGCCGCCGCCGUUGCUGGCGGCGGCGUGGCAGGGGCUCCGGCGCCGCCGAUGCCUUCAAGCUCUGGCCGCCUCGCUAUUGUAUCUAGUCCCGCGACAGGACCUUCUUCCGGGUCCCGGGCAACGAGGUCGCCGGGGCUGAGGCCCACGAUGGCCGUUGCUCAUGGCGGCGGUGGCAGCACCGGCUGCGCCACUGUUGACGUUCUGUACGGCAGCCCCGCGUUACCCAAGCAUGGCGGACGGCUUGUAAUGCUUGCUGCACUAUCCGGCGCUGGUGGUGGCAGCAUGCGGGAAGCCUCUGCUGUACGGCACGUCGUAGACCCGUACGAUGCGGUAAUAGCUGAUGAGGGCGCUGUGACCGUGGCGGAUGACGGCGGUGGAGUUGACAAGCCCCGCACGUCAACUGGUGCAGCAGUUGCCGCAACAUCUGCCGCCGUCGCCGCCGCCGCCGCCAUUGACAUCGUCGGCGGCCGCACUAGCCCAACCGUUUCCGCAAACGGUAGCGCUGGGGCCGCGGGGCGGAGGACUUACAGCGGCAGCCCUUCCGACGCCACGACGACGGCCGGAUUGCUGUUCCGGAAGAAGCGACUCACCCGACGGAAGAAAACCGCAGUAGACCUCUUCGGGGAGGACAUCGUCCUCAGCGCCAGUGCGCCCUCAGACUCACCGGACUCCACACCGGGGAGCUCUUCAGUGCCGCCGCCGACACCCAACAGCGGCGGCAGAGAAGAACAACAAGCUGACGGCGGCGGGACUAAAGCUUGCUGCAGGACAAUAGCCCGGUCCGCCGCCGCCGGGGAGGGCGCCACGACCGCCGCGAUGCCGGCACUGAAGGCGGCCGCAGCCCGUGGCCUGGAGUUCGGGCCCGCUGCUGUGGCCGGGGAUGAGAAGGCUGAAGGCGCCGCUACUGUGAUUGCUGUCACCGGCGUCGCUGGCGGCGCACCUGCCGCUGGACAGGGCUUGGAUAGCGGCGGCAGCGGCGGCGGAGCUGCCAGCAGUAGUACGGCACCUGACAAAGACCCGACGGGUUCAACUUUGGUCAUCGCAACGAUUCUCCCGUCGGGAAAGCCUGCCGUACGGACGGUGAGUACCGUUGCCGCCGGAUGUAGUUCCAAUGCCGUUGGUAUCGUCGUACAGACGCCGGCGCCGGGGGCCCAUCCCUGUACGGCAGGCGCAACUCCCGUUGCCACCGGCGGCACCGCCGCUGCCACAAGACCAGACGACCUGAAGACCACGACGAGCGCAGCGGAAGGUCCCGCCUCCGCCUCCGCCGGCGCUGUCGCUGCACGGUCGCCGCCGCACCCGUCAGGGGUUCCGACCGCAGGCCAAUACAAUGCCACUGGGUGUCGGGUUCCCGACGGCGGCGGCGGCGGCUCCAACGGUGGGGGUUCGUGUAAUGGCGGCAUCGGCGCUGAGAAUGCGGCCUCAGAGGAGGCGUUGUUGGACUGGCUGGUGACGGGGACUCCGCCAGAGGAGGAUAUUCUGUUCGGCGUGACGGAAGGCAGGGAGGGUGGUGGUGGCCGGGUCGCCGGCGGCCGCGGCCGCGGCCGCGGCCGGGCUCGGGGCGGGGCCCGGGACCGCAGCGGCGGGGUGUUGGAUAGUCCUGUGAGCAGCAGCGCCUACCUUGACGAACCGCUGCGGUCGCUGUUCCACACCAUCGAUGCAGACAUGGCGGCCGAGCGGUACGAAGAGAUUGCCACGUCAGCAUUUGGCGGCAGCGCCGCCGCAACAACGGCGGCGGGGGGCCCGGCAGCAGACGGCGGCGGCAGCGAGCUGGCUAGCCAAGGCAGCCUGUACGGUCAGGAUCAACAGCUUCAGGUUCGUCGGCGCCGGUGCCGCCGGCAGAUACCCGUACAGGAGCAUGCGCUACCAUCGCAGCCGAUGUCGCAGGUAGCACAGCAGCAGCAGCAGCAGCAGCUUUCGCCUUUACGUUCAGCACCCCAGGCCGUCUCACGGGCUAUCAACGGCCCAGACCCGCAGGGAGCUGGCGUCCAGGCGGCCGACGCGGCUGCUACUGGCGCGGCACUCGGGGCUCUCGACAGCCUGGCGGAGUUCUGCGGCCGGGUGGGAAGCGAGGGACCCACCAGCGAGGAUGUGGGACUCGCCAGACAGGGCGUGUCGGCGCUCGUGGAUAUGCUGGUGCAGGACUGA